Psilocybe cubensis is the source of this 300-nucleotide messenger RNA. RefSeq lists its product as uncharacterized. The transcript has a single exon. The record is from RefSeq and is a predicted model, not a curated record. Bases 1 to 300 code for a protein of 99 amino acids. Lineage: Eukaryota; Fungi; Basidiomycota; Agaricomycetes; Agaricales; Agrocybaceae.
AUGCCUCCUAAAAAGACCACCAAAAAAACUGUAGCAGCGUCGAAAACGAAGGAAGCUGCCAAAGCCAUCCCCACUUCAGCUCAAACAAAUAAUACGACUACCGCUGGCGUAAAGAGGGGACGCGCAGAAUCAUUGGGCUCUCAACCCGCGUCCGAAUCCAAAAAGAAAAAGGCCGACCAUCCCCCCAUUGUGCACGAGAUAAGCGACUCCGAAGUUGAGGAAAUACCGCCCCCCAAAGAGUCUGUUAAGACGCGAGCCAUUGAUAAGGCAACCAAGAUAUACAUUCUCGUGUCGGUCUAA